This is a messenger RNA of Triticum turgidum subsp. durum (durum wheat), 1155 nucleotides long. The record is from the annotation of a GenBank genome assembly. Lineage: Eukaryota; Viridiplantae; Streptophyta; Magnoliopsida; Poales; Poaceae.
AUGAGGCAGGCGGUGGGCGCCGGUGAGGAGGGGCUGUCGCGGAAGGUCGUCGUGGCGGCCGGGGAAGCGGACGGGGCGACGGCCGCGCGCCGUCGCCGCCGGCUCGAGCUCCGGCGGCACGGGCGGAAGGUGGCGUCGGGCGAGGACGAGCCGGCCAGGAUGGCCGCGGACGGGUCCGAGUCCGAGUCCUCCGCGGACGUGGGCCGCGGGAUCUGGCUGCCCGCGUGCCUGUCGCACGGCGCCGUGUCCGUGAUCGGCCGGCGCCGCGAGAUGGAGGACGCCGUGGCCGUCGAGCGCACCUUCCUGGCCUCCUCCUCGCCGGACGCGUGCGUGGGAGGCGACGAGGGCGGCCGCGGGGAGGAGGACUUCUUCGCGGUGUACGACGGCCACGGCGGGGCGCGGGUGGCGGAGGCGUGCAGGGAGCGGAUGCACGUGGUGCUGGCGGAGGAGGUGGGGCGGCUGCGGUGCCGCCCCGGCGCGCGCGGCUGGAAGGAGGCCCUGGAGGCCAGCUUCGCGAGGGUGGACGGCGAGGUGGUGGCGGGCGCGGGCGCCGACGCCGGCGACGAGGAGUCGCGCUCCCGCACCGUGGGGUCCACCGCGGUGGUGGCCGUGGUGGGGCGGCGCCGCAUCGUGGUGGCCAACUGCGGCGACUCGCGCGCCGUGCUGUCCCGCGGUGGCGUGGCCGUGCCGCUCUCCACUGACCACAAGCCAGAUCGACCGGACGAGCUGCAGAGAGUGGAAGCGGCCGGCGGCAGGGUGAUCAACUGGAACGGGUCCCGCGUCCUAGGGGUCCUAUCCACCUCCAGAUCCAUAGGGGACUACUACCUGAAGCCGUACGUGAGCGCGGAGCCGGAGGUGACGGCGGUGGAGAGGACGGGCAAGGACGAGUUCCUGCUGCUGGCCAGCGACGGGCUGUGGGACGUGGUGUCCAACGACGAGGCGUGCCGGGUGGCGCGGAGCUGCCUCACCGGCCGCGCCGCCGCCGCGUUCCCGGAGUCCGUGUCCGGGCGCAGCGCCGCCGACGCCGCCGCGCUGCUCGCCGAGCUCGCCAUCACCCGCGGCAGCAAGGACAACAUCAGCGUCGUCGUGGUCGAGCUGAAACGGCUCAAGAGCAGGGUAGGGCGCCGUGCCAUCGGAGGCGAGGUGCAGUUGUAG